Molecule: messenger RNA, 845 nt
Organism: Cuscuta epithymum
Lineage: Eukaryota; Viridiplantae; Streptophyta; Magnoliopsida; Solanales; Convolvulaceae
Source: the annotation of a GenBank genome assembly
GUGUUCAAUUUUAGCACUGGGAGAACAACCUAUUAGCAAAGCUAACCUUGAAGACGAAGUAACUGCUAUGGAUCACGAUCACACGGGUCAUCUUAUUUUCUGCGGUGAUGGACAGGGAUGCAUAUACACAGUGUGUAUGGAAUCUCGUACAGGUGUGUUAUCUAGAUCUCAUAGACAGCGGUGUAGCAGCAAACAUAGAACAGCUGUUACAAGUGUUCAAUACAGGAUGUUCUCUCUGCUAGCUCGUGGCCCUGUCUUGCUGACUUUUACUCGUGAUGGCAACUUGUCUUUCUUCAGUGUAUCUUUGGAGGUAAAAGGUUAUUUGACCCUUCGUUGUUCGCUAAAAUUGGCCCCGCGGUUGUAUAGUAUCCGUGCUGCUUUGUGUCCUUUAUUGUCCCUUGAAAAGGGAGAAUACAUUGUUGCUGGAAGUGAGGAUGCAAAUGUGUACUUCUACGAUAUAACUCGAUCAAAGGGUACAUGUGUUAACAAGCUGCAGGGUCAUGGAUAUCCAACUAUAGGCAUAGCAUGGAACCACGGGGACAACUUGCUAGCUUCCUCUGAUUUUGGUGGCACUGUGAUUGUAUGGAAGAGAUCAGCAAAGCCUAUUUGACCAGUCAUUAUAUAUAUAUGUGAUAGUUCUAAUGAGAACGAUGUCUCAGUAGAGAAAUAAUAAUAAAUAAUAAAUAAAUAAAUAAGAAUGGAAUCUCACCAUUCUUUCAUUUUGAACUCAAAUUUUGUGGAGAUAAUCUACACUUGAUGAAGAAUAUGUUAAUAAAAUUUCACGAGAAAGAUCCAAAAUGGCCUUGGUCAGAUAGUGGUUCCCGCGUGUGCCACUUAAGGAGAUC